CAGUUAUGGCUGUGUCAUCUCUUGCCUUUGCACGUCACAUACUUCAACCGUUUUUCAUGCCUUGUACAGCUCCAGAACCUGCGAUUAAAAUAACUGCAGUUCUUGCAAUGAUGAUAGUGUUCUAUGUGAACAGUACCAGCAUAACCUGGACUGCAAGGAUUCAGAUUCUUUUCACUGUUGUCAAACUUGCUACUAUAGUCAUAAUCAUCAUUUCUGGACUCUUCCAUUUAUCUAAAGGAAAUAUCAUGCAUCCACGAUGCAGGGCACAAUUAACUGAGGCAGAAAAUGACCUCUUCAUUGAGGUUUUGCACCAACACUACCAAGUCCUGCUGUCUAGAGGGACAGAAAAUAGGCCAGAGAAUGAAGCCCUGUGUGAUGAACUGAUGCAUAACAUCAAUGCCGUGGGACACCAGAAUCAUACAUACAAGCAGGUGCAACGCCUUGCCAUGGAUAUGAUAAAUUCUACACACAGACAUGCAGCUGACAUGGCAAGGGAUUGUCAGGUCACUGGUGGUGGGCCUGCAUCAGAACAAACUCUCUCAGCCACAGAAAAUGUUCUGGUCAACCUUGGAACACAGGACAUCUCCCAGGCAUCCAUCAGCCAAUAUGUUGUGGACAUGGGUACCACCCACUCCUGUCAACAGGCACAUCCAGAUUCGAGUAACUUUGCUGAUGCCUUUGCGGGUGAUAUUAACUUUGGCAAGCUGCCUCUUGCAGUAUUUUCUGGAAUGUAUGCAUAUGCAGGGUGGUUUUACCUAAAUUUUGUUAUAGAAGAGGUAGAAAACCCAGAAAAAACUAUGCCUAUUGCCAUAUGUGUGUCAAUGGCAAUUGCUACCUUCAGUUAUUUGUUAACAAAUGUGGCUUACUUCGCUGUAAUGACUACAGAUGAAGUACUUGCAUCAGAUGCAGUAGCUGUGACAUUUGCAGAACGAAUGCUAGGGAACUUUUACUUAGCAAUUCCAAUCUUUGUAGCCAUGUCCUGCUUUGGUGCUGUAAAUGGAGGAACCUUUGCUGUAGCCAGAGUAUUUUAUGUUGCUUCCCGUGAGGGACACCUUCCGCAAAUCCUGUCUAUGAUCCACAUUAAGAAGCAUACUCCUCUUCCUGCUGUAGUUGUAUUGUUUCCAUUAAUGGUUAUUAUGGUAUUCUCCGGAGACAUUUCUAGCCUGCUAAACUUUCUUAGCUUUGUUCGAUGGCUCUUUAUUGGUCUUAUAGUUGCUGGAUUGAUAUACCUCAGAUUUAAGUACCCAGCAAUGCACCGUCCAUUUAAGGUGCCAUUGUUCAUUCCCAUUACAUUCUGCAUUUCCUGUUUCAGUUUGAUUGGAAUGUCUCUGUAUUCUGACCCUGUGAACACAGGAAUAGGUUUUGCAAUCUGUCUGACUGGCAUUCCGGUUUACUAUGUUUUCCUUAAAUGGCAUAAUAAGCCUAAAUGGUUUCAAACUUCAGUAGAUUACAUGACAACAUCACUGCAAACCCUUCUGAAGGUGGCACCGUCAGACGAACAUGCAGAUUAGGAUUCAAUCCCAUAUAGAUGAACGCAGAUUACCUCCCCAUACUGCAAAAUGACAAUGUGUUAAUUUUGCCACUACUGACAUUCUGGAAAUAUAUGAGAAAAAAUAGUUAUUAUAAAUUACUAAAGAGAUAUUAACGUGUAUAAUGUACAUCCACAGUGCAGUUUUAUAAAAAAAAUCUUGUAAAUUAAAUUUAUCUUCAUGAAGAUAGCAUCACGGCCUACAUUUGAAACAUAUCAAUGGAUGAUCUGAGUUUAUCUACAUAGCAUUUUGUUGCAAGAAAAGUAUCUCACCUGACAAAGAAGUUACUGCAUUGUUUUAUUACAGUACAGAUUUGUCAACCUGAAAAAAAAAAAAACACUAACUGGAAAUAUUUUGACAGUAGAUGAUCACAACUACUUACAAAUUAUACUGCAAAUUAUUACAUGACCAUGACAUUAUGUACUGCUGUAUUCAGAAUAUGAAUCCUACUGUUGUUCAUUUGUUAACCAAUGGCUUAGCUACUGUUGUUCAUUUGUUAACCAAUGGCUUCUCUGUUACAUUUGCUCAUUUGUGAUUACACUAGAAUAUAACAUUUUUUUGUAUUUUCCUUUUUGUUUCUUGAAUUGUACCUGUUGAAUAUUUCUUGCCAUGAAUUGCUAUACCAUAAAAUGUGAUUAACCCACUGACAGACAAACGAAUAAACAUACCGCAAGUGGCAUCCUGUGGAGUAUCUUAACAUUCAUCAAAAUAUGCUUAUUCUAAUUUCAGAAGUCCAUUAUAAUAAUGUACCAGUAAAAUCUAGGGAGUAUAAUAAAUACCAUUUUUUGGCAAAGCAGAUUAAUAAUAAAAUGUUGGCCUUGUGCAAACACUGAAUCUGGCAAUCAGAUUUAUAUUUAUAUUAUUCAAAAACAUCAUAGUAUUGCCUGGAAAGCAAAUAAGCAAAGGUGUUAACUGACAGAAAAUAAGAACAUUUUCAGUUUCCAAUUAUCUUGCUCUAUAUAUUAAUCAUUUUAAUGGAUUGAUUUCAUUCAUUUUGGAAACAGUUCAUGGAACAAUCUGACCACCUAUAAUGGAGUCAAAAUCUUUGAGUCCUGCUUUUUAUAUUGACUCAAAUAACAAGUUAUUGUAUGAAUUCCUCAUCAGGGGCUCUCCUUGACUAUGAGUUAUGGUAUAUUAUUUUUGCAAUAUAAGCUUAUGAACUAUAGCAUACGACUGCACAACUUUUUCCCCAUUAUGGAUCACUCUGUUACCUUUGCAGAAACAGUAAAUUUUCUAUUCUUGUCUGUAAGAAAUUUAAUUCUUUGGUCUUAAAUACUACACUCUGUGAUAAAUCAAUAGUGCACUUUUGAUAAACACUGCGCAUGUCUAAAACUGGUGUUCUGUAUGUAGCUAUUGAAACCCAAGGUAAUGUCACUGAUUCCUCAAGUUGCACAUUUGUCAUUGAUGGAAGGAAUAUCAGAAGUCUGUGGAUUUAUCUAUCUUAUCAGCAGGCACCUGGUUUGUAUUCCAGGUCUGACACUUUAUUACAGCCACAGGUCUGCUCUUCUGAGAUGCUGUAUUUUAGGGGAGAUAUUAAACUCAGGCACUAGUUACUUCAUUUGGUAAUAGUCUAUAUAAAAGUUAAAGAUCCUAUGGGACUCAAUAAUGAAACAUAAUGGAGAUCCCCUGGUGUUUUGGCACCAUUUUUAUUCUGUGAUUUUACUCUUUAUAUUUCUUUUCUCUCUGAGUCAUCAGCUAUGUAAAGUUCAGCUGUCAAGAUGUGGUGCCUGUUACACAAAUUGUAAUUCUAUGAACAUUUUGGAUUUACUUUACAAGGCUAUAAAAGGAAAGACAAAGCUGUAUAAAAUGAAGCCUGCCCUAUCUAAUAUUUAAAUAAAGCUAGACUGUUCUCCA
This is a messenger RNA of Protopterus annectens (West African lungfish), 3383 nucleotides long. RefSeq names its product cystine/glutamate transporter-like. NCBI's taxonomy places the organism in Eukaryota, Metazoa, Chordata, Ceratodontiformes, Protopteridae. Gene Ontology annotation, cellular component: membrane. Gene Ontology annotation, biological process: amino acid transmembrane transport. Gene Ontology annotation, molecular function: L-amino acid transmembrane transporter activity. The coding region runs from base 6 to 1511 and encodes 501 amino acids. The transcript is spliced from 11 exons. The record is from RefSeq and is a predicted model, not a curated record.